AUGACAGUAGUUGAAUUAAGCCUUAGUAGAUUUUUUAAAAGAAAAUAUAGUAGCUUAUAUCGUGCUAUUGGUGGUUAUUUUACAUCUCGCAAGAAUAAAAAAAAUAGAGAAGAAAAAAGAGCAGAAGCAAAGGAAAAAAUAAAAAGUUUUUUGUUCGAGUCAGCAAUAGAGGAUACAGGGAAUAUACAUACAUUUGCAAUAGAUAUUACUGGCAAUAUAAAAAAGCACUCAGCUAAAUCAGAAGAUAGAAGUUAUAUUCAUUCAGGUUCUAUUGGAGGAAUGAGUAUAGGGCAUAAUUACAGUGUUAUAGCACUAAAAGAAGAUUAUGGUUGGAUGCUUCCAGUGACAAUAGAUAGAGUGCCACAUAGUGAGAAUAAAUAUGAUUUUAGUGUGAUUCAAGCUGAAUCUGUAUUAGAUAAAGUGCCUCAAGGCGAUAUAUCUAUAAUAGUUGGAGAUUCUGCAUAUUCAUGUAAUAAAUUCAUAUAUAAGCUUAGUAAGAGAGCUAAUGUAGCAGUCAUCACAAGAAUGAGGGUAAAUAAGGCAAUAUAUGAAAAAUAUGAAGAUAAAAAAGAAGUUCUGGGAGAAAAGAAAAAUAUGGCAAUAAAUAUUUGCUUAACAAACCUGAUUUACUACCUGAUCCAGACUACACAGAAAGAAUUUGAGNAGGGCGAUUCAAAAGAUUAA
Trichoplax adhaerens is the source of this 684-nucleotide messenger RNA. RefSeq lists its product as uncharacterized. The coding region runs from base 1 to 684 and encodes 227 amino acids. The transcript has a single exon. Lineage: Eukaryota; Metazoa; Placozoa; Uniplacotomia; Trichoplacea; Trichoplacidae. The record is from RefSeq and is a predicted model, not a curated record.